Molecule: messenger RNA, 2362 nt
Organism: Cataglyphis hispanica
Lineage: Eukaryota; Metazoa; Arthropoda; Insecta; Hymenoptera; Formicidae
Product: aladin
Exons: 8
Coding region: 510-1961 (483 amino acids)
Biological process (GO): nucleocytoplasmic transport
Cellular component (GO): nuclear pore
Molecular function (GO): protein binding
Source: RefSeq, a predicted model, not a curated record
UCAGUAGAGGAAACGUACGACUAUAGAGCCAAAAGGGAUAGAUUGAUGCCGCGAAGGACAAAGAGAGAAGAAGGAAGCCAGCACCUCGCGAUAACGCGAAAGUGAGACUGGUAGUUUUUGCAGUAUACGAUAUAAUAUACACAAUAUAAAAUAUAUAUUAACAACAAAAUACUAAUAUUAAAAUAUAUAUUAAAAGAAAGCAAGAGAGAGAAGAGAGAGAGAGAGAGACCGAUCAUAUGCAUAUGCUUAUGUUUAAUUGUAUCAGUUGAAUCCCUUAUAAAAUUGAUGUAUCGUACUGUACAUAUGUAUGCAAAAGUUAAAUAAGGUUGAAAACUAAUUUCAUUUGGAAUAUACAAAGAUAAACUGCCUUAAUUGUUUUUUUAGUUAGUUAGUUUGUUGAAAAACACGUUUUUUAUUUAUUCAGGACAAGAUAUUGUGAGUGACACGACGUGUAUGGGUUAAAUGUACAGGUUAAGUCGUUGUAACGCCUAAUAGAAAGAGAAGCAAAAAUGUUAAAAAUAUUAUCACUUCACGAUUUCGAGUGUCCUGUUUUGGACGAUACGGCUGCCGUCGGCUUAAUUGACGGCAUCGUGCAUUAUUGCACCUACGACAAAAUGCAUGAUGAAAUGCAACCUUUCUCCAAGUACUUGCGAGGGUAUCCUGAGGUUUCCAUCACACAAGAGAUUUUGGCCACCCGCGACUCUGCGCGCGCGGUCAGCGCUGGAGAAUUAUUUCUGCCUAUUCACGAUAGCGUUUUCAAAAAACUUGCCAAUGUAUGGAGAGAGAAAGGAUUGUCCGAAGCCAUUCGUUUCGCUGCAGCUGCAAAUCCAGAACAAAUUACAAAUGUUGUACAUUGGGUGGCAACAAGAAUGAAUUGGAUGUUGGACUUGAUGGAAAGAGGAAUAUAUCAGAGAGACAUAUUACCACCAUCAGGAACUGGAUCUGUUGCCGAUAUUGUUGCUACACGGGAUUGGAAUACAUCAUUAAUUAGAUGUCUGUCUUGGCAUCCGCAUUGUGCUCGCCUAGCUGUGGCUACAAGGGACAAUCGAAUUCGCAUUUAUUCACAAGAUAUACCAGGUGUGCCAGUAUUGAGACAUAGUGCACAAAAGUCAGUUUGCUGCUUAAGUUGGAGACCAUACGCCGGCCGUGAAUUAGCAGCUGCAUGUUAUUCUGGAGUAUUAAUUUGGACGAUAGAACUGGGAGCAGCCAGUAAUUUACUUAGUCAUGCGAUACUUUUAAAGCAAAGAAAUCAUGUACCUGUUACAAGUGUUAUAUGGCAUUCGCAAGGUGGUUUAUUGGCAUCUUGCUCACCAACAGACUUAAACAUAAUAAUUUGGGAUGUUUCGAAGGAAGAUGGGGUUCCUUUGAAACGUGUUGGAGGAGGUGGCAUAUGUUUUAUACACUGGUCAUCUUGUGGCUCACGUUUAUUGUCUGCUUCGUGUAGGAAUGUUUUUAGAGUUUGGAAUACUGGCGUUCCAACACCAUGGCAUGCACAAAGAUGGACAGUCCCUCAUGGUCAUGUAGCAACUGCAUGUUUUGGUCCCAAUUUAACAUUACUUUUUGCUACUACUGAAGAUCCUGCUACGAUAUUCUCAUUGCCAUUGCAAGAUAACAUAUUUGAUGUUAAAAAAGCAACUAAUAACGAUGUAAAGAUAGCUAUGCGUCUAGUUGAUUUAACGAAAGUAAAUUUCUCAUGGGAUGAUGAUGAUUAUAUCACAGUGGGAGGCAGAAUAGUUUCCAUGGAAUGGGAUUCAACUGGAAAAUAUCUUGCUAUUCUUUUCCAGGAUAGUCCAGUUAUUGCUCUAGUUAAAACGAGCCUAAGUAAUUUAUCGCGAGUAGUAGACGUGCAGCCAAGCUGUCUCAUCAAAGGAUUUCCCGGGCGGUCGGGCCGCGCGUACACAUGCGGCGACUAUGGUACGAGCGAAGUUGACAGGUGCCUGGGUAAAAAAGCAGGAUCGUGAGCGGGCAUAGUAUGUAUAUAAUGUAAGCAUAGAGGGCUGGCAGACCACAUGUGCCACUCUAUCACUUAUCUACCCGUAAUAUGACGUACAGCUCGCCCAUGCAAGAUGCACCAAGGCAUAUACAUACUCUUGUAUAUGUGCGCGCGUAAUUUUCCGCGUAAGGAAAGCGCGAGGAUGAGCGAGAGCGAGUGUACACGUAUUGUAUAUUAUUGUACUCUAUAUUUUAUGUAUAUUAUUUUAAACAUAGAGGAAAUGGAAAAACCUGAAAUAAUAUUUUAACAUAUCAGCACAUCAGUAUGAGAUUUAAUAAAAAAAUAUAAGGAGAUACAAACAUUUUAUAUCCGGUUAUAUAAAAAUUUACAUCUUUCUCGUUUAAAGAUUAUUUAAUUUUGAAUAUAUAU